CCAAACAAACCGUCCUCAUGGAGGCCACGCUUUCACAGCAAACCCUCAGAGCCAAGCAACAAGCAGCGCUGUCCGCUCCGAGGAAGUGAAGUGAGGCAAGCUUACCCUGCUGGUUUUUACUUACAGGGUUUCCGAGAGAAGCUUGUGCAUUAUUCACACGGACGGAUCCUUGACAAAGACGGCCUCGUAAUGAUCUGAACACAGUACUAGUUCAGCUCUAAACCGCUCUGAGAGACACAGAUCCAAUCACAGCAGCAGCGGCGCUGGAACGUGACAGUCACCUCUAUCAAACACGUCUGUAAUGUGUCUCCAGGGACCGGACUACUGAUCAUCAUGAGCAGAAAGGACAGCUUGUGAAUUUACAUAAAGAAACCUUCAACGUUGUAUAACAGCUUUGUUCCAAAAUGCAGUACAUUGCCUUGCUGCCUUCUAAGGGAUCUUAACUCUUCAUAAGAAGCAACUGACAUGAAACCAGACAGUUUCAGGCCACCAGUUAUUAGAGUGGAAAUGGUUACACUUUCGAACUAACCAAAAUAAAAAAAAAAUAAAAAAAAUAAAAUAAAAUAAAAUAAAAUAAAAUAAAAUAAAAUAAAAUAAAAAUAGUAAAACCAAAUUAAAUGAAAAAUAAAUUAAAAUUCAAUGAAGUAAAACAAAAAUUUUAAGUAAAACAAAACAAAUAGAACAAAAAAUAAAUAAAUAAUAUAAAAUAAAACCUACUUAUAUGAUUUCCUUUCCCACAAAAUUCUUGGCUCCAUCAAUGUUCAAUUAAAAAAGUUUUAUUUUUUUUUAUUUUUUUUUUCAGUCAUACACUAAGGGAAUAGUACAAAAAAAAAAAAAAAAAAACAUUUACCUUUAUGUGUGCCUUUAGCCCUGUUGUACCCUAUAGUAGAUGUAUUGGGUCAAAAAGUCAAUUUUAAUUUAAAUGUUUUAUUGAUACAUUUAUUGAUUUCAGCAUAUAAAAUCUAUAAUUUCUCUCACCUCAUCCACCUUUUGGCUGGACUUUUUUUUUUAAAGAACUUGUGAAUGCAUUAUGGGAUUGAUGGGACCACGUCUACAAUGCAUUAAAAUGCUGCCCACUAGGCAUAGCCAACAUAAAUGUGACCCUGGAGCACAAAAGCAGUCAUAAGCAGCACAGCUAUAUUUGUAGCAAUAGCCAACAAUACAUUGUAUGGGUCAAAAUUAAAAAUUAUUAGAUAUUUUGUAAAUUUGCUACCAUAAAUACACCAAAACUUAAUUUUUUGAUUAGUAAUAUGCAUUGCUAAGGAUUUAAUUUUGAACAACUUUAAAUGCGAUUUUCUCAAUAGUUUAAAAAAAAAAUUUUGCACCCUCAGAUUCCAGAUUUUCAAAUAGUUGUAUCUCGGCAAAAUAUUGUCAUAUCCUAACAAGACCCUUAUGACUGGUUUAGUGGUCUAGGGUCACAAAUUAAUAUUGUUCCUAAAAAAUUUACCCAAUGUUGCAUUGUUCCUAGACACAAUGGUGAAGGGGAAGAAGAAGUCAAACGAACCGUCCGGUAGAAAAAUCACACUCAAGAUGGCCAAGAGUGCUCUGAAGGUGACGGUGGAUGGCAAGCGUCGCCUCGACCUCAGCAACAUGGCGAUCGCCACAUUUCCCAAGUGCAUCCUGAAGCUCUGCGACAUUGAGGAGCUCGACCUCAGCCGCAACCUUCUCAAGAAGAUCCCAGACGCCAUCGACAAGUUCGUCAACCUCCGUUUGCUGGAUCUGCACAGCAACCAUCUGGAGCAGGUCCCUGCGGCUAUCGGCCGCCUGCAUAACCUCUACAGCCUCAACCUGUGCAACAACCAUCUAAACGCCAUCGGCCUGCCGCACGAGCUGGGGCUCCUGAAGAACCUGCGGAUCCUCAACCUGGGAUUGAACCGCAUCGAGAGCCUGCCUCCAUCUAUGGCCGCUCUCAAAGAGCUGCAGGAGCUGGGGCUCUUCAACAACCUCCUGACUCAUUUGCCCAAGUGCAUCCAAAGCCUCCCAAAGCUGCAGAAGCUGAACACCAGAUCCAACCCCAUCCCUACGGAUGAGUCUCCAGAGGUGGACCGCAUCCGGAGAGCAGAGUGUCUGUAUCUAGUGCGGGAGGACUGCCUGUGUACCGACUGUCUGAAGAGAUGUAAGGAGGAACGAGAGAAGUUAGACAGUCGAAUGAGUGCAGCUUCUUCACUAAAGAAGUCCAUGUUUGCUGGGCUCAUGACGCCAAACUCUGUAGCACAAGAGAACCAGGCUUUAUGGAGAUGAACAUGUAGACUAAAGUUCAUCUACACUCUUAAAAACAAACGUUGGUUACACUUUCAGUCAUUAAUGAAUAACUACACAGGAACAAAUGAGUAACGCAAUAAUAUUAACACUCAAGUAACUAAUAAGAAACUCUGAUUAAUGAUUUUUUAGUGCUUAGUCGUAUAUGGUAGUCCACUAUUAGCUAAUUAGUAACUACUAUAUUUCAUACCUCCCUUACUAAGAACUACUGUAUACUAGUCCAUAAUUAACAUGAAUACUGCAUAAUUAAUUCUAAAGUGAAGGUCAUGGUAACUGACUAGCAACGAUUCAAAUAUUACCAAAGUCUUCAUAAGGAAUUACCGUAAUAAUUAUUUGGAUCAGUAUUCUAAAGUGAAUAACAUGAUAACUCUCUAGUAAUGACUAUAAUCAUUGUAAGCUAUUGAGAGUUUUUGUAAGGUUCUGCAUUAUAAUUCAUUUCACUUCACUUCACUUUAGAAUAUUGUUUCAAAUAAUUAGUAAUACCUUCAGAAGGAUUUGGUAGUACUUGAGUCAUUAUUAUUGGAUUAUCAUGAUCUUCACUUUAGAAUGAAUUAUACAUUAUGCAUAAUUCACAUUAAUUAUGAACCUGUAUAUAGUAGUUUUGGUAACACUUUAGAAUAGGGAACACUUAUUCACUAUUAACUACGACUUUUCCCUCAAUAAAUUCCUAAUUUGCUGCUUAUUAAUAGUUAGUGCGGUAGUUGUUAAGUUUAGGUGUUGGGUAUGAUUAGGGAUGUAGAAUAAGGUCAUGUAGAAUAAGGCAUUAAUACAUGCUUAAUUACUACUAAUAAAUGGCUAAUAUUCUAGUAAUAUGCAUGCUAAUAAGACUCUAAAAUAAAGUGUUACCGUAGCUAAUAGUAAACUACCACUUUCAGCUGAGUUUCUUGUUAGUUAAUAGUAGUGAAUGUUAAUAGUGCAUUAGUCAGUUCCUAUGUAGUUAUUUAUUAAUGAUG
Molecule: messenger RNA, 3212 nt
Organism: Onychostoma macrolepis
Lineage: Eukaryota; Metazoa; Chordata; Actinopteri; Cypriniformes; Cyprinidae
Gene: lrrc18b
Product: leucine rich repeat containing 18b
Exons: 2
Coding region: 1474-2241 (255 amino acids)
Molecular function (GO): protein binding
Source: RefSeq, a predicted model, not a curated record